UCUUUCUUGUAGCACCGCCACUCUUCUUUCAUAUUCUCCAGUCCAGAGUCUUUCAUUGGCUUUGUGGAGACUUCAAGGAUGACACCCUAGAUUACAAUUCUCCCUACGGAUUUACUCACAUGGACAUUUUUCUUCUUCCAAAAACUUUUCUUCACUUUUGGACUCUUCACAUGGACUUAAGCAAACUCAGUGAAGUAUCCAUUUCAUUUUUGCGAACUGAUAUUUUGGAGAUGUCUUUGCCUUCACAAGCCCAGCCUUGGGAACACAGUGAGUCCCCGAAGAAGUUUGUUCCAAGCCAAAGCAAGGUGGCAAAUAUGUAAGAUGUAAGCCAAAAACCAUGCUAAGAUUUUGGAGGGUAGUGUUGAAACUUCACAUUCGAUAGAGCUUGUUAUAUUUGGACUUUUUGAACCCUGAGAAGUGAAUUAUGGGAGUGAACCAGAGCACCUCAGUCCCCAUGAUUCACAACAGCACAGUGCCCUACCACCCUGCUGCCGGGUACUGGAGCCUUGUCAUCCUGGGCAUCAUCAUACUCACCAUAGUGGUGGGAAACCUGCUGGUCAUCGUCGCUGUGGCUCGCACGUUACAGCUGCAAACCACAACCAACAUGUUCAUCAUGUCUCUGGCGUGCGCAGACCUCAUCAUGGGGGUCUUCGUCGUACCCCUAGGUGCCACUAUAGUGGUGACAGGUAACUGGCAGUUGGAUGAAACCUCCUGUGAUCUCUGGACUUCUGUGGACGUCCUGUGCGUGACAGCGAGCAUCGAGACUCUGUGCGUCAUAGCGGUAGAUCGGUACAUCGCCAUCACCAGACCGCUGCGGUACAAAGUUCUGCUGAAUAAGUGGCGCGCCAGGGUGAUAGCUUGUUUAGUGUGGGUGGUCUCUGCCUUGAUUUCCUUUGUGCCGAUUAUGAAGGGCUACUGGCGAGCAGAUGAGGCCGAAGCCAUGGACUGCUAUGCUGACCCCACGUGCUGCGACUUUGUGACCAACAGAGCCUUCGCCAUCAUUUCCUCAAUAGUUUCCUUCUACAUCCCCCUGUUGAUCAUGAUUUUUGUCUACGCCAAAGUCUUUCUAAUAGCAAGGCGACAGGUCCAGCUCAUAGAUAAGAACCAAACGCGAUUCAGGAAUGACUGUCAAAUCUCGUCUUACAACAAUAUACUUCCUUCGGUGUGUGGAGGCAACAACUCCCUGCGCAGGAAGAGCGCCAAGCGAAGGCCGUCACGGCUAAUGCUUGUCAAAGAGCACAAGGCUUUAAAGACGUUGGGGAUCAUCAUGGGAACCUUCACCAUCUGCUGGCUGCCAUUCUUCGUCGCCAACAUCAUCAACGCUUUCGACCGAACUGUCCCCUCGGAGAGGAUCUUUCGGUUCUUGAACUGGUUGGGUUACAUCAACUCGGGGCUAAACCCGAUCAUCUACUGCAGGAGUCCAGAAUUCCGUACUGCAUUCAAGAACCUACUGGGCUGCCCCUGGCUGUCCACGCCGAGGCUCAACGCUUUCUACAAAGAGCUGCGGACUCGAUGCUCCUGCUUCCCGUGGCAGGUAGAGCAAGGCGCUGUGGGCUCUUUCCAAAAAGCCUCAUCUGGUAGCCUGGCCAGUUCUCAGGAGAGAAGCAAAAGCGAGGAGGCAUACAGCGUACCUCUGCAAUCCAACGGCAGCGCACAGUUCAGUGACCUGUCAGAUCUGCAAACAAAUAUCUUAACAUUGCAGGAAAAAGAUGGAUGAGAAGUGAAAAACUCUGCUACUGAAGCAACUACUGUGAAUCCUGACAUGCAGCGAAGGAAGACCAGCAGAGACAACAUGACCUGUGAGACUGUCAAACCUCUUUGCUGACGCCCCAUGACGCAGUUCAUGUCAUAUUUCCCACAUGCUGAUUGUAAUGAACUACUUUCAAUAUAUCCUGUAUGUCUGAAGAUAUAUAAAUAAAUUCUAAUUUAUGAAGCAUAAAUACUAUAUUUUAAUGAAAUGGUUUUGUAAAAUCACUCACUUAAUGCACAGCUAGUUCAGAAUAUUUAAAUAAGAUGUUAAAUAAACAAGUGCGGAGAGUUUUUAAUCACUGUCUGUUGUGUUCUUUUCCAUCACCAAAACUAUUUUUCUUCAAAGAGUCAGACGGUAUUAAAGGGCCAACGAACAUCAGUGACUUCUCCUCAGCAUGGACAUUUAUAUUUUGGAGAGUUAAAAACAAUGAACUGUGUUAUUUUGGUCUUUUAUGUGUAUGUGUAGUUUUGUUUGUCACCAUUACAAAUAAAGCGAUGGAAUUCAACAUUGCAUCUGAAGUUCAUUGCUCGGGUUUGUUUAUGUGAAUAAAGACCAACUAUAUUUUCAUAGUACAAGUAUAACAGAAACCACAGAGCUGAUGUGGACUCAGAUUCCGAAGAGGAAUAUUCAUACUCUGAUGAAGAUAAAACAGAUAAAAAUUUGGCGCAUGUUGACA
Molecule: messenger RNA, 2426 nt
Organism: Synchiropus splendidus (mandarinfish)
Lineage: Eukaryota; Metazoa; Chordata; Actinopteri; Syngnathiformes; Callionymidae
Gene: adrb3a
Product: adrenoceptor beta 3a
Exons: 2
Coding region: 425-1717 (430 amino acids)
Biological process (GO): norepinephrine-epinephrine-mediated vasodilation involved in regulation of systemic arterial blood pressure; adenylate cyclase-activating adrenergic receptor signaling pathway
Cellular component (GO): membrane
Molecular function (GO): norepinephrine binding; epinephrine binding; beta3-adrenergic receptor activity
Source: RefSeq, a predicted model, not a curated record